Messenger RNA from Ogataea polymorpha, 2874 nucleotides. RefSeq lists its product as uncharacterized. The transcript has a single exon. The record is from RefSeq and is a predicted model, not a curated record. Gene Ontology annotation, biological process: inner mitochondrial membrane organization. Gene Ontology annotation, cellular component: mitochondrial inner membrane. The coding region runs from base 1581 to 2846 and encodes 421 amino acids. Lineage: Eukaryota; Fungi; Ascomycota; Pichiomycetes; Pichiales; Pichiaceae.
AUUUAAACGGGUGCUCGUUGGAGGACUAUAAGUUGAUAGAUCGCAAGAAGGCUCUUGAAAGAGUCAUGAAAACAGUUCGCCACCGUGUUGAGGUGGUGCCCUAUGAGCUCAAAAGCACGGGACAAGAUAUCGAAAAUAGUCUGAAGCUAGCUAUACGUAAAGACCUUGAAGGCUUGGUGUUGAAGGAUCCCAACUCAAGAUACGAGAUUGGAAAUUACACAACAGAGACAUGGAUCAAAGUCAAGCCCGAAUAUCUGCACGAGUUUGGUGAAAAUCUUGAUCUUGUUAUCGUUGGACAGAUACCAGCAGCAAAGACAACUUACAUAUGCGCGUUACGCGAUUCUGAAACCAGCGAAAGUUUCAGUACGCUCUGCGGAGUCUCGAACGGACUCUCUGUUGAUGAAUACCGCAAAAUACAGCAGAAGACGGCUGGGAAGUGGCAUCAAUGGGAUAAGGAACAACCAACAAAUGUUAAAUUUGGAAAGAAGAAACCCUUGAUGUGGAUUGACCCAAAAGAGUCUGUGGUGAUCGAAGUGAAGUCAAGUUCAAUCAGCGUGCAAGCGGAGAACAAUUAUGCCACCGGCUCCACAUUGUACGCUGCGUACUGUACCAAGAUCAGAGAAGACAAAACGUGGGAGACGGCAGAUACGCUGGAGACGUAUCAGAACUCUAAGCUAGAACGCGAUUAUGAGGCUAGUCACACGUUGGCCAAAAAAAGAAAAUUUGCUAGCACUAAAAAGGACGAUAUCCUUCAGCGGAUCAACCGAGGCUACAGGAGCAAUGUAGAUCCUUCCAAUCAAUUAUUCAAAAAUUACGUUUUCUGCAUAAUGACGGAUUGCAUGUUCAGAGGUGAACUUUUGAAGAAAACCGAGUUGGGCCAGAUUUUACAAACUUACGGUGGAACUGUUGUAAGAAAUCCCAACACCAUACUUGGUCCUGAGCAAAAGCUGAUUAUAUUGGCGGAUAAGGUCACAAUGGACGUCCUAGAGCUCCAACAAACUUAUAACAUAUUUAAGGCGAAAUGGUGCGAUGAUUCCAUCCUUAUGAAUCGUCUAGUCAAUUUAGAGCCCUCGCAUAUUACGGCAGCAGAUCCCGAGCUUUGGCAACGUUCGAAGUGCAACAUUGAUAGGUAUGGAGAUAGCAUUUGUGUUGAUUUCACCGUGCAGAGUUUUACAGAACUCGUCGAGAGAAACUACAAGGAAGGCAUAGCAUCGAGUCCAAGUGAUAGCCCCGAAUCCAGUGAGAUAACCCAACUUUUUGUUUUCCAUGGUGUGCGCUUUCACCUGCUAUGGAGAAACGAGAAUAGGUACAGGAUGUACAGGAACAUGGUAAUAGCCGGAGGAGGAAGAAUAGCUGACGAUUGGAGGGACGCCGAGUAUAUUGUCGCGGUAGAUCCCUACGAGGCAAUAGCCAAAGAACUGGAAAGUGAUUUGAAGGACAAUUUCUGCCGCACUGUUGAUGCCUCUUUUGUCCUUGAUUCUUUUAAACAAGGAGUGCUAGUUGAUCCUGAGGACUACAGAAUUGAUGUUGGCCACUCCUCGCACCCCGAAUAAAUCAAAAUAAUUCAGCUCUUUUGAAUAAUGAUUGGAGAAAAACAAAUGGUGAGAAAACACGCGCUUGCCAAUGCAUUGUUGCAUAGACAACUGAAGCGUAGCAUUUCGAUCCAUCAGGCUUCCAACAUUGUUAUAGAUAAGAGACAGCCUGACGUCUCGCCAGUUUCCAGCAAUAUCUCCGAGCUUUCCUCAGAUAGUUACCAAUUGCCUACCGAGGCUGUCUUUGACACGAUAGGACAUGACCAAUCUACUCUUUCUCUUACUGUUCCGCCUUCUGUGCCGGUCCAUGUGAAGCGUGGAUCAUUGAUGGCGCUUUUCACUGCCACGGAGACGAAGGCUAGCAUGAAAGAUAUUGUUCAAUCGAGAUUGGAAGUGCAGGAGCCAUUGAAACGAUUUGCCUAUGGUGGGCACACAUUUCUUUAUCAAAGACUAAUAUCCACUGUUCCUUUGACCUUGUUGGUUUCUGCCUACAACAGCACCUCGCUCGUUCGCAGAUCGAAAACUUCCAAGACCUUCUGUAAUUUGUCACUAGAUGGGUCUGUGGACUGGGCUCUGUUUAGUCCUGACUCUGUACAAGCAUACAGUGGAAACUCGCUGACCAUUACUAGCCAAAAGCUCCCUAGGUCCGUCUCAAAAGCCGGGGUGCGAAAAUUUGGCCUUCCCAAAAAUUCAACCCCUGGUCUUGCGGGAUUGUUUUCUUCUGGAUACAAGCACGUUUCAGGGCGAGGUUAUGUCUCCUUAGUUGGAGAGGGCUCUAUAUUCAAGUUGAAUCUUGAUGAAGACGAAGAAGUUCUUGUCAGAAAGGACAAUUUGUUUGCGGCCUCCGUAACCCAAACACAAGACUUAGCGGACGGUUACUUUGUCUCUCAAACUUUGGACAAGCAAUUACAAGCUGAACCAGAGGUCAAAGUGAGUCAUACACAACAAGAGGAAAGCGUUUUUUCUAAGGUCAAAGAAUUCGUUUCCAAGGGUUGGGGUUACCUCCAUCGUAGACAGCAGUCUUUGUUUGAUACGAUCAUUGGUAACGGAAGCUAUAUCAAUGUUAGAGGCCCUCGCAUCUUGCUGAUACAGGCCAACACAGGCGAAGAUCGAUACGUCGUCGGAAGCCGAAGCUCGGUCUCAUCUGUGGAGAAAUAUAUUAAAAAGGGCGGUUUUUCUCAGCCAUUGAGAUCCUCUGAAGACUACAUGAGCUAUGCCACGGUCAAAGAUGGACGUGUUGAGUUCCGAAACACUCCGAACUUUGACGAGACGGUAGCCAAAAUUGAAUUGAAGCGACAAGACAAGGCUGUGUAAAUUGUAGAUAAAGGCAAAAGAAAAAAAA